AGCCAAACGUUCUCUCUAUCAAUUACCAUUAUUGUAUUGAUCGAAGUGAUCGUAGCCAAGACUUUAUCUUGACCAGAGGGUUGAGCGUGAGCUGAGUAAGAGUUCCGCAACACCACAAGUCUCUCUUGCCUUAUUUGCUAUUCACUCCGCUUUCUUACACUGAAAUCCAAUCCAGAAAGCUUCCACGACUGUCGCCCUCGCUUCCUUAAGCUUUUGCCUCACCUUCCCCGCGUUCAUUCCAUGCUUCUAGUAUGCUCAAUUUGAGAUCUGGUCGCCUAGGGUUUUGAGCUGCAAAAAGCUGCUUCUGGGGUUGGGCUUGUGGAUUGGGGGUUCGGGAGGUUUUGCUCUGGGAUGUUGGAUUUGAAUGUGGUACGUCUUCUUGGGGGUGGAGGUGUGAAUUAGAAGAUCUGGGGGUUAUGAGAACGAGAAGGUUUGGGUAUUGCAUUGGAACUGGUUUUGGAUGAUAUUUUAUGGCGUCUUCUGUGAAUUUUGGAAUUUUGGGCGGGUUGGGGGGGGGGGGGGGAGGACUUGGUGCAGAGAAUAUGAAGAACACGCCUUGAUAAUGCUUUGAGACUGGGCAGCCUAAUAAGUGAUUGGACGCUAUUGGAUUUUGGGUUUGAAGGCUGAGAGUGGUUUUGGUUGCUUAGAGAUAUCUUAAUAUGAGGCUUUCUUCUUCAGGACUUGGUCAACCGGUUCAAGAAGAUUGUGAUUAUACAGGGGAGAAAAAAUGUUUAAAUUCCGAAUUAUGGCAUGCAUGUGCUGGUCCUCUGGUGUCUCUGCCGCCUGUUGGAAGUCGUGUGGUCUACUUUCCCCAAGGUCAUAGUGAGCAGGUUGCUGCUUCAACAAACAAGGAAAUAGAUGCACAUAUUCCCAAUUACCCUAACUUGCCACCACAGCUUAUCUGUCAGCUUCACAAUGUGACUAUGCAUGCAGAUGUGGAAACGGAUGAAGUAUAUGCUCAAAUGACUCUGCAACCUUUAAGUCCGCAAGAGCGAAAGGAUAUAUAUCUACUGCCUGCAGAAUUGGGUACUGCCAGCAAACAACCAACCAACUACUUCUGCAAAACAUUAACAGCAAGUGAUACCAGCACUCAUGGAGGAUUUUCUGUCCCUCGAAGAGCUGCUGAAAAAGUCUUCCCUCCUCUUGAUUACUCGCUGCAGCCUCCUGCACAGGAACUAAUUGCCAGGGAUCUCCAUGAUAAUGAAUGGAAAUUCAGACACAUUUUUCGAGGUCAGCCGAAGAGGCAUCUUCUAACUACAGGGUGGAGUGUCUUUGUUAGUGCUAAGAGGCUUGUUGCUGGUGAUUCAGUCCUUUUUAUCUGGAAUGAUAAAAAUCAAUUACUCUUGGGAAUCCGGCGAGCAAUUCGUCCACAGACUGUUAUGCCGUCCUCAGUUUUGUCAAGUGACAGCAUGCAUAUAGGUCUUCUUGCUGCUGCAGCUCACGCGGCUGCAACGAAUAGCCGCUUUACUAUAUUCUAUAACCCAAGGGCAAGCCCAUCAGAAUUUGUCAUUCCCUUAGCCAAGUAUGUCAAAGCUGUAUAUCAUACCCGAGUUUCUGUUGGCAUGCGAUUUAGGAUGUUAUUCGAGACAGAAGAAUCAAGUGUCCGUAGGUACAUGGGUACUAUAACAGGCAUUAGUGAUUUAGAUCCUGUUCGCUGGCCAAAUUCACACUGGCGUUCAGUGAAGGUUGGCUGGGAUGAGUCCACUGCAGGGGACAGGCAGCCUAGAGUUUCCUUGUGGGAGAUUGAACCGUUGACAACAUUCCCUAUGUAUCCAUCCCCAUUUCCUUUGAGGCUGAAACGCCCUUGGCCGUCAGGACUACCUUCUUUUGGUAGCAUGCAUUGCUUUACUUGUGCAGUGAGUUACGUGGCAUAUUCUCCUUUGGCUCAACUUAAUUGUUUCCCUUGUUUGUGUGCUUCAGGUCUAAAAGAUGGUGACAUGAACAUUGGUUCUCCAUACACGUGGCUCCAAGGUGGGCUUGGGGAUCAAGGAAUGCAAUCUCUGAACUUCCAGGGACUGGGGGUUGCACCAUGGAUGCAGCCAACACUUGGUGCUUCCAUGUCCGGACUUCAGCCAGAAAUAUACCAAGCAAUGGCUGCUGCUGCACUUCAGGAAAUGAGAGCAAUGGGUCCGUCUAAACCUUCUUCUGAAUCUCUGCUGCAGUUUCAGCAGUCUUCAAAUGUUCCUGGUGCUCCUUCUUCUGGUAUCCAGAGGCAAGUGUUACAGCAGUCUCAGUCCCAAAAUGUCCUAUACAACUUUCAAGAAAACCAGAUUCCUUCUCAGUCUUCACUUCUGCAACGACAGAUGCAGCGUUACCAUCCUUAUAAUGAUCAGAGGCAGCAGCAGCAGCAGCAGCAUCGACCUAACAGUUUACCUGUUCAGCAGCAGAUCUCAAAUGUUGUUUCUCCUUUGUCUAAUUUUGCAUCACCCACCCAGUUUGUCUCUCCACCCAUGCCAGCCAUUGCUUCAAAUUGCCAGCAGCAGAGUUUCCCUGAACCUGCCAGGAACCAGAACCAAAUUCCCAGCUCUGAUGUUUCUGCUAUCCACAGUCUACUUGGAUCGCUUCCCCAGGAUGGAGUAUCCCAGUUACUUAACAUGAAUGGAUCCAACUCUCUGGUUUCUCCUGCUUCCUUACUACCCAAGCAAAUAACUGCUGAACCUCAGUUUCAUACUGCUGCUGCUCAGUGUGUAUUACCCCAGGUGGGAAACUUGGGUACAUCACACUCAAAUGUAUCUGAACUUCCUAUUUUGCCUCCAUUUCCUGGAAGAGAAUAUUCUGCAUACCCAGGUGCCACUGAUCCUCAGACCAAUCUUUUGUUUGGGGUUAAUAUUGAUCCUACUCUUAUGUCACAAAAUAGCAUGUCAAACAUGAGAAACGUUGGCAAUGAGAAUGAUACAUUAUUGAUGCCCUUUUCAGCUUCAAACUUCGGUGGUGCUACAGGGACUGAUUAUCCUCCAAGUUCAGAUAUGACAACAUCAAGUUGUGUAGAUGAAUCUGGUUUUUUGCAGUCUUCAGAAAAUGUGGAGCAAGCAAAUACAUCAACUGGAACCUUUGUCAAGGUUCACAAGUUAGGGUGCUUUGGGAGGUCACUGGACAUCUCUAAGUUUAGCAGCUACGAUGAACUACGUAGUGAGCUUGCCCGCAUGUUUGGGCUUGAAGGCCAACUAGAGAACCCUCAGAGAUCAGGCUGGCAGCUUGUAUUCGUUGACCGGGAGAAUGAUGUUCUUCUCCUUGGUGAUGACCCUUGGCAGGAGUUUGUGAACAAUGUGUGGUACAUCAAGAUUCUGUCUCCACUUGAAGUACAACAAAUGGGCAGAGAAAGUUCUGGUCCCACGGCUUCUGCAUUAGCCCACAGGCUUUCUACCACUGACAACUAUGCGAGUCGGCAAGAGUUGAGAAAUCCUAGCAAUGGGAUUGCGUCAAUGGGGUCUCUAGACUAUUAGAAUGAUCUGCUUCAUAGGCAUAGUGGUAAAGAAUGUCUGGAGUCUUUAUGAAAGAUGUUUCUCGUCUCAGGAUUGGCCUAGUAUUCUUAUAUAUCCAUUUUAUAGUUGAGUAUGUAUUAGUGAUUCUGCAAGGCCUAUUCAGAUCUACAGCAUAUCACUGUAAAUUAUAAUAGGUGACCUUGUUUCUUCAGCUGUCACUGUAACGCUUAGAUCAGCACUAAAUGUAGAAGAUGGAGUCAUGUCCUUAUCAGUAGGGUUUGUGCUUUCUCCCCUUGACGUCUUCCAAAUUAUUGGUCAUAUUUAAAAGAAAACUUAGUGAGUACCAAGUCCUUUUCACCCCC
Molecule: messenger RNA, 3784 nt
Organism: Neltuma alba
Lineage: Eukaryota; Viridiplantae; Streptophyta; Magnoliopsida; Fabales; Fabaceae
Product: auxin response factor 6
Exons: 13
Coding region: 660-3443 (927 amino acids)
Biological process (GO): regulation of DNA-templated transcription; response to hormone
Cellular component (GO): nucleus
Molecular function (GO): DNA binding
Source: RefSeq, a predicted model, not a curated record